Molecule: messenger RNA, 435 nt
Organism: Helobdella robusta
Lineage: Eukaryota; Metazoa; Annelida; Clitellata; Rhynchobdellida; Glossiphoniidae
Exons: 3
Coding region: 1-435 (144 amino acids)
Source: RefSeq, a predicted model, not a curated record
AUGUCUGUGGAUAAUGAAAUAAGAGAAUUUUAUGUGAACGGAAACAACGUAUCCGUGGUUCCGGCGACUUUUCCACAUGCACUCCAGUGGGAUGUACCUGAUACAUACAUCCUGACAUGCGGAGUGCUCUAUGUCCUUGCAAUCAAGGGCUGGAACAACGAAAACGAUGGUGGUUUCAUAGCCAGCACCCCAGACCACUACAUUCUGACCAACAACUCCUGGAAAUGCACUACGACCUAUUAUGCUGAUUGGUACAAAACCAAUUAUGAUGCUUCUUUCUGGCCCGAUGCUCAUUACGGUAUCGCACAAGCUGAGGCAGCUGAAAGCCCACCUUUUCCGACUACAUCUGCUGCCAUGUGGAUAACUGAUCCAACCGACUGCUUAAAAUGCAUCUUCUACUGUAGGAAAACAUUUACGAGCAAGUCCUUAAUAUGA